AUGAUCCUAGGAUACAAGAGGUCGAAGACGAACCAGUACCCAAACACUUCUUUAAUCCAGAUCGAGGGAGUGGACAACAAGAAGGAGGUAGCCUGGUACCAGGGGAAAAGAAUGGCGUACAUUUACAAGGCUGAGGUGAAGCAGAAUAGGACUCACUAUUGGUGCAUUUGGGGUAAGGUGAUUCGUCCCCAUGGAAACUCUGAUGUUGUUCGUGCUAAGUUCAAAUCCAACGUGUCCCCAAGUCCAUGGGAGCACGAGUUUGCGUCUUCAUGUACCCUAGCAACAUUUGAAGCACUUUAA
Fraxinus pennsylvanica is the source of this 300-nucleotide messenger RNA. NCBI's taxonomy places the organism in Eukaryota, Viridiplantae, Streptophyta, Magnoliopsida, Lamiales, Oleaceae. The record is from the annotation of a GenBank genome assembly.